UACACUUUGUUUGUGUCGCUCUCUCACCUCUCUCCUCCUAUACAGGGAAGUCAUCCAAUGCAUCAGCCAACAGCUCAUCCGGCACCCGCUCUUACUUUCCCCCUGCAUCAGUUCCUCACUUCUCUCUGCUCCUCUGCUGACUGACACUUGUGCUACAGCUGCCGCCUCUCUCUCUCUUUUUCCUUCCUUCCUCUCUUUCACCCAAGUCCUCAUCUUCAAGUCACCAUGGUCAACAGAUAACCGCCCGGCCGUCCUGAGACCAUGGGUACCUGCCUUUGCAAAGGUCACAAAGAGCUCCACCAUCCCAUGACAGUACUGCAGGAACAGACUGAGGAGGGUCAGCCAUCCUCUGUCAAGGAUGGCCAGACUCCCUCCAACGGCAAUGUGGCAGACAAAACCAACCGCUACGACAUUGGCGAGCUGGCCACCUCCUCUCUGAUUGGUCUGGUGGCCACGAUAAAGGAGCACAUCACCAAGCCAACAGCAAUGGCCCAGGGGCGAGUUGCUCACCUGAUUGAAUGGAAGGGUUGGGGAGGAGGUGGCGAGGCCAGAGGAGGUGGGGGCAGUUGGAGUAAAGGAGGUGGAGGCUGGGGGGGGAUGGGGGCCGAGCUGCAGGAGGAUGAACAAUUUUACUCCCAAAUGACGGAUGAGAUUAAGGAAGCUCGCUUCGCUGCAGGCGUAGCAGAGCAGUUUGCCCUGGCUGAGGCAGCCAUGAAUGUGUGGUCCAUGAACGACAACUUAGAGCAGCCUUCCACCAGCUUGCAAGCACAAAGCCACUUCCUGUCUCAGUUCCUGCUGGAUGGUGGAAGCGUCGGAGUUCCCCAGCACCUGUACAGUAUCCACGCCCAGACAUAUGGUGACAGCAGGGUGACCAGCCUGGUCCUCCCACCACCUGCGGACUCCAUUUCCCAGACAUCCAAUGCUCAGCUGCAAAGAGAUCGUCCCUUUGAGGACAGAAACACUGUGACUACAGAGGCUGCUGUCCGACAUGUAGACAGCAGCUCGCUAUCCGAGGAUGAUGUUUUUUAUAACUAGGCUUAAUGGAAAAAACAAGCCAACAAUCUUGAUGGCAAUCUCUAAGAAGAGCCUGAGUGAGAAGACUCGGGUCUCAACGACCAACAAAGACUGACACAGACAAUCUGCGAGAUAUCUCAAGAGGCAAUUCCUCAAAUGGCUUGUCUGGAAAGUUUGAACAGCCUGGUCUUCAGAUACAAAGACUGGCAGACUCCAAGUUGCAUUUUCUCCUUGGUUACGGCAUAUACUUUUAUGAAUGUACAUAGUUCCACAUUGCAUUUUAAUUUUUUAUUCAAUGUACAUCAAACACUUUCAUAUUAUAUGUAGAACUUAACUGUGAAGGGUCAAACAAUUCUGGUGCAAAUAUCUUGGUAUAAAAUAUUGAUUUUCUUAUAUGCUGUACAAGGUUGUCCAAUUCUGUUUUUGAUCCUUUUUUAUUUUAUAUU
This is a messenger RNA of Thunnus maccoyii (southern bluefin tuna), 1460 nucleotides long. RefSeq names its product family with sequence similarity 131 member C (gene fam131c). The record is from RefSeq and is a predicted model, not a curated record. Bases 262 to 1035 code for a protein of 257 amino acids. Lineage: Eukaryota; Metazoa; Chordata; Actinopteri; Scombriformes; Scombridae. The transcript has 6 exons.